AUGUCUAGCAUGAAAAAGUCUCCUAAAAUCUGAAGUAAUCGCUGGCUCUCGCUAUGAAAAUUUGUUGUUUAUAUUUGGCUGUUAGAUAUUGUUGGUUGCUUAGAAAUUAUUGUGAUUUAUGAAAAAAGCUCUGCAUUUUGAAAUAUAGCAUCCAUUUGAGAUAUAUCGGAAAAAUUUAAAAACAUUGUUGAGUGGCAUAGCUGUGAAUAUUGAGAGGUAUUAAAUUGUUUUAAUGCAUAUGAAAACUCUACAUUAGUUUUAGACUUAACUGAUCGAAUUGAAACACAAUUUUCUGUUUUGAAAUUAUGUGAAGAGAGAAAAAUUCCUCAUUUAGUGUUUGAUGAUAAGCUGAAUUAUACCGAUAAAUUAACUUUCUCAGUAAUACCAUCUGCUUCGCAUCAAAUCAAUGCAUUUAUUUCUGUUUUUCGUUAUUUUAGAUGAACUCAAGGUCUUGUUGUAAACGAUGAAUUAAAGAAUUCUCUCGAAGAAAAUCUUAAAAAUUACUUAGGAAACUUUUAUUAUUUGACACUUGAAUCUGGUACAAAUAUCAACGAGUUCGUCAAUAGAGUCAUUACUCCUUUAGGUGUAACUUUAUACUGUAUUUUCUUGAGUCCCAUUAAAUCUUAUAAAAUUCAAAAUGCUUUAAGAUCUGCUAAACUUUUAGCAAGUGGAAACGGGAUUGUUUUAGACCAGAAAAGUGGAUAUGAGUGUAUAAUUGAUGGAGCCUUGAUUAUUACUGCCAAAGGGCAGGAAUUUUGUUCCACAGAAGAAGAUUAUAUGAAAUUAUCAAUCGAAAGUGUAAUUUCUGAAUUGCUUGAGCGCAUUGAAACAGAGAGCAGCCUUGAAAUCCUUUCUCAGUUAAAUUUUCUAUUAGGCAAAGACUACAGCAGCAAAAAUUUUUCAUUAAUUAAUAUUCAAGAAGGAAAAAGAAUCGUAGUUGGAGAAAUUGCUAGCGAAAAAGUAUCAAUAUUUGGAAAUAUCAUUUUUCCAGGCAAUUCUACAAUAAUUCCGAAGUCUGAAAAGAAAGUUUUGCAAUUGAGCAUUGAAGCAGGCUCUACAAAUCCAACAGGGCCUCCAACACCUUUUGGAUUGAUUUCAGGAUAUGGCUCAUUUGCAGCUCGAGACGUGAUUAACGAAGGAGAUUCUGGCCUGCUCACAAAUUUCCAAAUCGAAAUGUUUAAUUUUGACUGUGGAGCAUUAAUUUAUAAUGCCACAUUUGCCAAUGCAUGCUACUUGAAAGAUAAAGAUAAAUUUGGCCUAGGACAUAUUUCAGCUUGGGGAUCAUCGAUGACAAUUGGCUCAAUAACUUCUUUUAAUCAGUUCAAUUUCUCUUUUCCUAUUGUAGGUGCUGCAAAUGGAGAUCCAAACCUGAGCUCAACAGCUAAUUUUCCUACUUACAUGAGAGUCCAGGUUUCAAAUGUUUAUGGAUACUCUUUACUUCCAGUAUUUAUCAAAGCUUUUGGCUUCCAAAAAGCUUCAGUCAUUUAUCAAAAUGAUAGCUGGGGACGCACUUCUUAUAGUUACUUGAACCAAAGUGCCAAAAAUCAUAAUAUGGAUUUUAUGAACUCAGAAAGCAGCAGACAAAUUCCAGCAGACCUUGAUCGAAAUACCAUCAAAAAUUAUAUAAAUACACUCCAAGAGAUUAUUGAUUCUCAGACAAGAAUUUUAAUUUCACUUGUUGAAUAUCCAUCAAUUUACUAUAUAUUGGAAAAAUUUUACGAUUUAGGACUUAGAAAAGGAGAUCUGAUUAUUUUAACAUCAGUUGCAGAAAUUGUUCCGUUUACAGGAUAUGACAACUUAUAUAAAUAUAAAUUAUACGAAACUGGAGUUCCAAUUGUAACAAUGUUCGGGCAAAGCUGAGUUGGGCCACUUGGAGCAAAAGCUUUUACGAAGAUUUCAAAAGUUUAUGGAAGCCAAAUGAGUUUCUACAGCUGUUUUUAUUUUGACGCAGCUUUUUUGAUCGCUUAUGCUUUGGAUUAUAUGAUUAACAGAGGACUCGAUUAUACUAAUUCAACUAAAUUGAAUGAAAUCAUGAGAAAUCAACAAUUUUAUGGAUGCACUGGAGAAGUUACCAUAGAAAAAGGAUCCAAUGACAGAAUUAUACAAGCCUUUGAAAUUUUUGCAAAUAAACUCGAUGACACUGGAAACUUGGUAACCUACUUUGUGGGGCAGCUUAGGCCUCAAAGUACUCAACUUAUAAAAAUAGAUAAGCCAUUAGUGUUUGGAGAUGGGUCGAUAACAAAGCCAGCUGAUAUAAGAACCAGAGAUUAUACGUGUCCUUUUCCUAAUAGGCUUGUAAAGACAUUUGCAAAAGGAAGAGCUUUAGUUUUUGGGAUUUGCUUUACUGUUGCAUUAAUUUCCCUUGUAAUUACUAUUUAUAUAUGAAAAAGAUGGUGAAAAAUCUCUGUUACUCCACUUACAGCAAAAGAAGAAAUUUCUAUGCAAGAUUUCAUAGUUGGUGCAACCAUUGUUAUUGAAUUUUUCCAAUUUUCUUCAAUGGGUCCUGAUUUCUCUCCAAUUAACUCUACAUUGACUGAUAUAUGCAUCAUAAUAAAAUGGCUCUACUCCGUGAUUAUCUUUCCCCUGCCGAACCUUAAAUAUAGUGUUAGAUUUUAGGGCUUGGACUUAUGCACAGGGGAAUUAUGGUGAAGAUUGAUUACCUAGGAUCCUUUGCGUAUAAUGCUUUACUACGUAUUGCUACUGCCAUAAAAGGCAAGACCCUUAGGUCGAACAGGUGCUAGAGGAAAUUCUGAUUAAGUGAUAUAAGGCGUUAGACACUGAUGCUUCUCGAAUUUCUGGAUUUCUACUCCCCCCUCAGUGAGCGAACAAAAAACUUUGUUCGCUCACGAUGGAGUUAGUUUUUUUUUAAUAUAUACAUUUUAUACUAAAAUUUUUUCUCGAAAUUUAAAAAAAUUGCAAUUUGUAAAAUUUAGAAGUGCAAGUUUUUUAUAAUUAGCUAGAGAUUUUGUUAUACUAAUUGUCUUAUAUAUCAAAGUUUUUUCAUAAAAAAUUUUUUGUUCGCUCACGGAGGUGGGUUUGGGCAAAAAUAGGAUUUUUCAAUAGUUUUGCUCGCCUACGGAGGGGGAAGUAAAGGCUCCACGAGGAUUAAGAGAAGUGAGCAGCACUGCGAUAUAUGAUAUGCGUGUAAGAUUAGUAAUAAGAAGGAGAAAUAAAUCUUAAAAUAGAAACUUCAUAUUAGAGGUCCUAAGUUAAAUAAGCUACUUUAUUAUGUUGGCUAAUAUAUCUAACUAUUUUUCUCUUAGCUUGGACAGUAUUUUUAAGCUGCGAAAUGGGAUUUUUUGAAUCAUUGCUAAUGCUGUUUUUGGAUCUAUAGGGCUAUGAGUGAUCUUAUGCUUGGUUGUACUUCUGCGGCUUGAUGAAAAAUUUCCUAAUAAUUUUAUUUUCAGAAAUUUAGAUGCAUUUGCUGACUAUUUUAUGCCAAUUCUAGGCGAUUUAUGUUUCAUUCCUUUUAUUUCAAUUUGUCUACACUCCCUCUCAGUUACAAGUAAAAUUUUUUUCCUAGCUCAUAAGGGGUUUCAAUUUUCUAAAAUUCUGAUUGAUUUAUAUAUUUUUUUAUAGUAUUUUGUUAAAAAUUAAAAAUAAGUUUGAUAUUUUUUAUUUAUAUUAAAAUAUUUAUGCAGAGGAAUUUCCCGAGGAAUAAUAUUUUUUAAAUGUUUUGCUUACUUAUCUGGAAGAAUUAGAUAUCUUCUUAUGCGACCAAUCAAUUGGAGAUAAUUUUACUGAUAGUUUUCUUGCCCAAGAUUGCUAUUAUUUUUGCUGAAAAGAUGAACAUUUAGCUUAUGCGAUUUUGUCUGUGUUUGCUUUAAUAGCUUAUGAGCCACUUGCUGUAUUCUGUAGACCUCUUUGGCAAGAACUGCAGACUCUUUUGCAUGUAAAAGCAGUUCCUCUAUUUCUAAUGGUAAAGACAAUAGUUCAAAUAACUUUGGUCGUAAUGAACAAAACAGUAAAAAGAGCAGAAAGCACUACUCAUGGCGGUCUGUUUAUAGCAGUGAUGGUUUUGUAUAUUAUUUUUUUAUUUAAAUUCAAGCCCUACAAUUAUCCAAGAUUCAGCUGAUGGCAGACUUUAAUUUCAAUUGCAGUUGUCUGGCUUGCUUUUCUAUCAAUAAUUGCUCAAAAUAUUGGUGGAAGCCCACUUAUUUUGACAUCUAUUUUAGUGUCUGGGUUGAUAAUAAUAGCUCUAAUAGGAGUAUAUGUCCAGCAUAAAAAGUACCCAAGUCUACUAUUCCGCAAAAAAGGCCAAGAUGCAUCCAAUUUAUUUAGAUUUGCAUUUUCUUUUGGCAAAAAUUCAAAAAUUGCCUUAUCAAAAAUUUUACCAAGUGGGACCUCUAUGUCAUCACCUCGAAAAGUUGAAGAUCUCAGUCCUUAA
Blepharisma stoltei is the source of this 4387-nucleotide messenger RNA. Lineage: Eukaryota; Ciliophora; Heterotrichea; Heterotrichida; Blepharismidae. The record is from the annotation of a GenBank genome assembly.